This is a messenger RNA of Oreochromis aureus, 2762 nucleotides long. It is a transcript of the gene fancg, whose product is annotated as FA complementation group G. NCBI's taxonomy places the organism in Eukaryota, Metazoa, Chordata, Actinopteri, Cichliformes, Cichlidae. Gene Ontology annotation, cellular component: Fanconi anaemia nuclear complex. The transcript is spliced from 14 exons. Gene Ontology annotation, molecular function: protein binding. The record is from RefSeq and is a predicted model, not a curated record. Bases 118 to 1986 code for a protein of 622 amino acids. Gene Ontology annotation, biological process: interstrand cross-link repair.
ACUCAGCCUGUAACGUUUUAUUUCCUGUGUUGCUCGCUUCUCUUUGACAAACGAGGGAAAGUUCAAACGAAACUCCUCCAGCUUUUUCACCAAACACCGAUGUGAUGUGUGGUUAAAAUGUAUCAGCCGCCCUCUUUACUCGAGAAGUGGAUUCAGGAGAACAACGAGUUGGUAAAUAAGUGUAAGCAGCAGGAGGCAGGUGGAGGUGUCGUGAGCCGAGACCACAGCCAGUCCAGCCUGAGGUGGUGUUCCUCUGAAUUUCACAAACUUUUGAGGAAAAUCCAAGGUAUCCCUCCUCAUGUAGAUCACACACAGCUGGAGUUGGCAGUGGUGUGCAAUACGUGUGUAUGCUUUACUGCUCAGUCUCAAUUUUCAGAAGCUGAGCUGCUCCUCAAAGAAGCCACAGAGCGAGUGUUACAGAUGACAGGAAAUAACGCUGAUACGUCUGAUCCACUUGUGUUGUGGAGAGCAGUGCUUAAAUCAGCGGGAAACACAGCUUUGCAUCCUCAUGUUUUGUACCUUCUCUGUCUGCAGUGGGCACUAUGGCUGGCCAAAUGCCAGCUAGAAAAUAUAGGGGAAUUACAGGAGGAGAUGACUUCUCUUUGUGAGACAGUAUGUGAUGGAGUUGGGGAUGGCAGUCCAAGCGAGGCAAAAAGAAGGUUGGCAAAGAGUCCUCUGUUGGUAAUGGACCCGAAAAGGCUUACCGAAUUAUUACAGAUCUGCACUUCCAUUGCUCAAGGUGCAGAAAAGCUGAAUGAGGGUCGGAGUUCAGAAGCGUUGUCUGAUCUACAGGCGGCUUCCGCAAUGCCAGCUACCAGGGCUCUAGUGGCAUAUACACACUUUCUUUCAGGCUCCUGCCUCGCUCAUAUGAACCGCCCACAGAUGGCACUGCAGUGUUACAAGAAGGCACUCGAGACAGACUCCCGUUGUGUGUGUGCUCUGUACCGAAGCAUGCUCAUCUAUAGACAGCUGGGAAACACACAGGCUGAGAUACAGGCUCUUCGCCUACUGCACUCAACUUUGAUGUUGCCCCCUGCUUCAGAGCCUGUUUUGGGAGGUAUCCAUCCCAUCUCUCCAUCCUUACUCCUCAGUAGCCAAUCACUAAGCAGGCUGUUUUCAGUCCCGUCUGCCCUAAGUGUCCUUUACAGCCUUGCCCUCAAGUGUGUGCUCAGUGGCAGGGUUACUGAGGGUGUUGAACAUUAUCUGGAUCUGCUGGCUGCUCUUCACUCAGAGGAUCAACAUGCAGUGGAUGCUGAGGUUUCUGUCCUCCCCAGGAUGCUGGAACUUUACCUGGAGGCUGGCACUGCCUUGCUCAUUACCCGGCGUCCUGCAGAUUGCAUGGCGCUCUGCAAUGAAGUCAUCAGCACGACACUGGAGCUGGUGCCAGAGAAAGUGGUGUUGGAAGAGCCAGAGGAAAGAAUUGGAGGAGACGCGAGGGGUCUGAGUGUGGAGGGUGAAGAUAAGGUGGCGAUGCUCCUCUGGGCCGCAGCUGCCUACCUCCUCCAGGGUCACUGCCACGCUCACUUGAAGGACUGGAAACAAGCUGUGACUCAUUACACGAGGUGCAUCAACCUGGUGGUGAAGGUGCGUUUAAAAAACAGAGAUUUCCAACCACAGAUCCCUGCUGCAGAUGUGAAUGUUAAGCAUGGGAAAGAUCUGUGUGCCCUGCAAAGAAUGAAGGGGCUUUCACUAGCAUGGAGGGGUAUCAGCUUCACCCAGAUGGACCAGCUGAGAGAGGCGCUGAGGGACCUCCAGCUCAGCCUGCAGGCCUUCCCAGAUUAUACAGGAGCCGGGCUGUGGUGCGGUGAGGUGCUAUGGAGGCUUGGCAGGAAGCAUGAGGCAGCAGCUUGCUGGGAAAAGACGUGGAGCCUCACGACUCAAACCUCAGUGGAAAAACUGCCUUUGUACCUACAGGAUCCUCAGUCUGGCCCUUUGUUGGACUCUGUGGAGUUGCGGCUUAGAAUACAGGAACUUGGCCUUACCUAAUCAGACUGGAGACAAAAGAAGAAUUUCUUGUGAAUAAUGAGCUGGAUCGACUUUGCUGUGGGUUUCAUUUCACCAACAUACAAACAUGGACCUACAGGGACAAUAAAAUAAAGCUGACUGUAAGCAUUUGAAACUAAGGAUGGGCACCGUGUAUGUGUGUUGUAUGCAUGAAAUGAUGGAAGAUUAGUGGAUGCAUUGUUUGGAGUCGCUGAACUGGCUUUAAGAAGGAAAAGUCUGGUGAGGUGAUCUAGCCAAUAAAGUUCUCUCUACAUCAGCAAACCUUUAAUAUGCUGUGCAUGCACUGUCAGCUGAAUUUUUAAACACGGUUAAGCAAAAAAAACAAAACAAUGAGCUACACUGCAGUCUCCCCUCCACACACCAUACAGGGAAAAGUAUCCGUCACGCUAGUUCCUCCAGUACAAUACUCAGCUUGGUUACCAUACUACACUCUAGCUGACAACUGUUCCAUCAGCUUCUCCAUUAAGAUAAACUGGACAUUGUUCACUACAUGAUGGACUGCCUUGAUAAAAGAUGUAUACCAUAUAUCAGACUGUGUGAUGGCUGGUGUUAAAAAAGUUUGGAAUGAAAGAUGGUGUUGUGGAUGGGAUAGCCAACAAUCCAUUAAGGGAACAUAAUUUACUUAGGAUGUCUUUAAUCACAUUUCAAGCUACAAAAAUGUAUUGCUAUCUAGCAUUUUGUUUCAAUUUUUUUUAAUUUGAAUAAAUGAAGUAUAUCAUGUUGUUUUUCUUGGAUAAAAUACAUUAUUUACCUCUAAA